ACAUAUCUUCGUGACGGACGCCAAGAGCAGUCACAUCUUUGUUGCGUAGUGCCGAGAUCAUGUGCUCCUGGCAACUACUGAUAUCUGUUAUCGCCCUGUCUCUCCAAGGCCUGAGUGGCAAUGCAGUGGCUACUCAGGAAAUGGAUGAUGUUCAGUUACUGGACCACUACCCUGGAAAUAAAGUGUUAAGAUUGAUUAUUCAGACUUACAUGGAAAACCUUCUGCAAGACCUUCAACAACACGCAAGUAGUCCAAUGUCUUCUCUCCAAAUGGCACGAUUGACGAAGCAUAUGAAUGAAUUUUACGACUACGUUGCUGAGCACCCAGCUCUUCAUCAGCGUCGUCUGUGGGUGGGAAAGGAAAAACCAACCUUUGUUCCAAACACCAAUUAUCAUGGAAACAUUGCAGAUGAGUUUAAAGGAUUGGAAACAAAAUUACCAACAAACCAAAAAUCCAAAAGAGGUUCUAUCUACCCAUCAGAAGAAAUCUGUAGCACUGAGACCACCUGGAUACAGAUUAACCUCACCACUGACGUCUACAAUAAGCCUGUAGAGGUGAUUCAACAAGAUGAUCUCAGGCAGUUUGUUUUCUCUUUCAAGUGUGUAACGGCAUAUAGACCAUGCAGUGGAAUAUCCACAUUGUAUGAAAGUGAAUGUAUAGAAAGACUUGGAUGGGUGUAUAUGUAUUACCGGCGCCUAGAUGAUUUUUCGAGUAAAGAACCACAGUGGGGACCAGUGGCUGUACCCCAUCAUUGUGCGUGCAAGAUAACCCCUAAGUAUUUUCCUGAUAUUUGAACUUCUUUCAAAUGGGCAAUCAGCUCUUAUAAUCUUGGUAUAAGCGUGAGUAUUGUGGCUACCGCACCUCUGUACUGUCUGCUCAGCACCCUGCUGUCUGUCCUUCUGUUUCCAUUGAUAAGCACCAGUGGAUGUUAUGAGAAACAUAUGACAGUCAAGAAAUUAUUAUCCAAACGUUAUCUAGAUCUGGUCGUCUUUAAAUUUUGAAAUUAUGAACAUCUAAGAAAUAUUUUUCACAAUAGUAUGAUAAUUUACAAUAAAAUUUGAACUUAUUUACAACUAUUUCUUACUUCCAGCUGUCGGUAUUCUUUUUAAAUUGUUUAAUUAUUAGUGUCAUAUAAUGUCUAGAAAUGGCAUUACACAACAAUGUUUGAACCUAAUAAGUAAUAAGCAUUGAAAAAUAAAAACUAUUUGUAUGAUAUUAAUAAAAUAAAUAUAUACACUGAGCAAGAGUUCUGGAAAUUUUUAUGUUCUAAGUUCUAUUUUUA
This is a messenger RNA of Limulus polyphemus (Atlantic horseshoe crab), 1282 nucleotides long. RefSeq lists its product as uncharacterized. Bases 60 to 794 code for a protein of 244 amino acids. NCBI's taxonomy places the organism in Eukaryota, Metazoa, Arthropoda, Merostomata, Xiphosura, Limulidae. The record is from RefSeq and is a predicted model, not a curated record. The transcript is spliced from 5 exons.